CUUCCCUUGAAUUUUGACAUCCGGGGAACUGUUGGCAAGCAAGAACGCCUCGUGAACUCUUUGUUGAUUGGGAUGUUAAACUAAAAAACUACUCAGCGGGCACCUUUACAAGAUCAGCCGGCCAUGUCUGACACCAAGGAUGAGAAAGGGGAAGAGCAGCAGAAGGUGUAUGGUGGCUGCGAGGGACCCGAUGCCAUGUACGUUAAGUUGGUGUCUUCAGAUGGACAUGAAUUCAUAGUGAAGAGAGAACAUGCCUUGACAUCGGGAACUAUCAAAGCCAUGUUGAGUGGCCCUGGUCAGUUUGCAGAAAAUGAAACGAAUGAAAUUAAUUUUAGGGAAAUACCAUCUCAUGUCCUGCAAAAAGUGUGCAUGUAUUUUACAUACAAAGUGAGGUAUACAAACAGUGCAACUGAAAUUCCCGAGUUUCCCAUAGCUCCAGAGAUUGCAUUGGAACUACUCAUGGCAGCUAAUUUCUUGGACUGUUAGAUAUAGCAGUUGUUUAUGUGAAAGAAAAACAUCUUUGAAUUAGGAAGCUUUAAAACUCAAUUAAGGAUAAACAUCUAGUUUGCUGUGGAUUAGCUAUUGAUAUUUCUUUAUUGGUUAAAUUGUGUAGUUAGUGCACGUUCACACAUACAUUAUGAAGCAGUGCUUCAUUAAAAAAAACAGUUGUGCAUUCAACAGCAACAGAUUUUGUUGUUGAUUUAGUAACUUUCCGUUUUAAUAAAUUAAUGAGCUAAUGUGUUUGAUAUUUAAACAAAGAAAUAUAUGAAUCAUCUGAAAUAAGUAUUCAAAGUGUAUUGUACAAUAUCCUGUGCUGCUAUUUUAUUCAUCUUUUUGUAUAAAUCUCUCUUAAGCUCAGCUGUGUUCUCAUUUUUUCCUUUGAUUUUGGGGAGGGGAAUGGUAAAACAUUUAAAGCUGGUUUCUAUCAGAUUUUCACAUAGGGUGGCUAGAUCGAAAUCUUCUAUGACGUGAAAUGUAUUUUGUAAUUUAAAUUAUAAUUGACAUUUGGACAUCAAGGUAAAUCAAAGUUGUAAUAAUUGAAAGAAAAUGCAUUAAAAUCCUUAAAAACUCCGAUACCACAAGUUUUUGUAUUGUAUUCUGUUGUUACAUAAAUAGUGUAAGUUAUUGGGAUAUUUAUUCAAUGCCAAGUAUACUCUAGGGCUGGCAUUUUUACUAACUAGUAGACCUGAAAUGACUGUACCUUUGUUGACGUUUAAUAAAUGGAUUAUAAUAAACA
Molecule: messenger RNA, 1237 nt
Organism: Lingula anatina
Lineage: Eukaryota; Metazoa; Brachiopoda; Lingulata; Lingulida; Lingulidae
Product: elongin-C
Biological process (GO): ubiquitin-dependent protein catabolic process
Source: RefSeq, a predicted model, not a curated record